GCGGCGAGGCUGAGGCUGAGGCGGUGCUGAAGGAGGAGGAGGAGGAGGAGGAAGGAGGAGGAGGAGGAGGAGGCGGCGGCGCGAUGCCGGCGGCGGCCGGGGGGCUGCUGUGGUGGAGCUGCUGCGUGCUGGCGGCGGCCGCCGGGGCUCCGCGGGCGGCUGCGGCGCAGGCAGUGUGUGCUGGCACCGAGAACAAGCUGAGCUCCCUCUCGGACCUGGAGCAGCAGUACCGGGCCCUGCGCAAGUACUAUGAGAACUGCGAGGUAGUUAUGGGCAACCUGGAAAUCACCAGCAUCGAACACAACCGAGACCUCUCCUUCCUGCGGUCUAUCAGAGAAGUCACAGGCUAUGUUUUGGUGGCUUUGAAUCAAUUUGAAUACCUGCCAUUGGAGAACCUGCGCAUCAUUCGUGGGACAAAGCUCUAUGAAGACCGAUAUGCUUUGGCGAUAUUUCUUAACUACAGAAAGGAUGGUAACUUCGGACUCAGGGAACUUGGCUUGAAGAACUUGACAGAAAUACUGAAUGGAGGGGUGUAUGUUGGCCAGAACAAAUUUCUUUGCUUCGCAGACACCAUUCAUUGGCAGGAUAUUGUGCGUAACCCCUGGGCCUCCAACUUCACUUUGGUUCCAACAAAUGGCAGCUCGGGAUGUGGUCGAUGCCACAAAUCCUGCACAGGCCGAUGCUGGGGACCCACAGAGAAUCACUGCCAGACCUUAACCAAGACUGUGUGUGCAGAGCAGUGUGAUGGACGGUGCUAUGGGCCCUACGUCAGCGACUGCUGCCACCGGGAAUGUGCUGGAGGCUGUUCCGGACCUAAAGACACUGAUUGCUUUGCCUGCAUGAAUUUCAAUGACAGUGGUGCAUGUGUGACGCAGUGCCCGCAGACGUUUGUGUACAAUCCUACCACCUUCCAACUGGAACAUAAUCACAAUGCCAAGUACACGUAUGGGGCUUUUUGCGUCAAAAAAUGCCCACACAACUUUGUGGUCGAUUCCAGUUCUUGUGUCCGUGCGUGUCCGAGCUCCAAGAUGGAGGUUGAAGAAAAUGGUAUUAAGAUGUGCAAGCCCUGCACUGACAUUUGUCCUAAAGCAUGUGAUGGCAUUGGAACAGGGAGUUUAGUGUCGGCUCAGACGGUGGAUUCCAGCAACAUUGACAAGUUCAUAAACUGUACCAAGAUCAAUGGCAACCUUAUCUUCCUUGUUACUGGGAUUCAUGGGGAUCCAUACCACACAAUCGCCGCUAUUAAUCCAGAGAAGUUAAAUAUCUUCCAAACAGUGAGAGAAAUAACAGGGUAUUUGAACAUACAGUCGUGGCCUGAGAAUAUGACGGAUUUCAGGGUGUUUUCUAACUUGGUUACAAUUGGUGGAAGAGCUCUGUAUAGUGGCCUUUCCUUACUCAUCCUAAAGCAACAAGGCAUUACCUCUUUGCAGUUCCAGUCCUUGAAGCAAAUCAGUGCUGGCAACAUCUACAUAACAGACAACAGCAAUCUGUGCUACUACCACACAGUCAACUGGACCAGCCUUUUCAGUACACCCAGUCAAAAGACGGUGAUUCACCGAAAUAAAAAAGCAGAGAACUGCACUGCCGAUGGGAUGGUGUGUAAUGAGUUAUGCUCAAGUGAUGGCUGCUGGGGACCAGGGCCAGACCAGUGUCUCUCCUGCAAGCGCUUCAUCAGGGGAAGGACCUGCAUAGAGUCUUGUAACCUGUAUGAUGGGGAAUUUCGUGAGUUUGCAAAUGGAUCUGUCUGUGUGGAGUGUGAUCCCCAGUGUGAAAAGAUGGAAGACAACAUGAUCACGUGCUACGGGCCGGGACCUGACCACUGCACAAAGUGUUUCCAUUUUAAGGAUGGUCCAAACUGUGUGGAGAAAUGUCCUGAUGGCUUACAGGGGGCAAACAGUUUCAUUUUCAAAUACGCCGAUGAGGAUCGUGAGUGCCAUCCAUGUCAUCCAAACUGCACCCAAGGGUGUAGAGGUCCCGCUAGUCAUGACUGCAUUUACUAUCCAUGGACACGACAGUCCACUUUACCACAACAUGCUAGAACCCCUCUGAUUGCUGCUGGAGUUAUUGGUGGCCUCUUCAUCAUCGUCAUUGUGGGCCUGACAUUUGCUGUGUAUGUUCGGCGCAAGAGCAUUAAGAAGAAGAGAGCGUUGCGAAGGUUCCUGGAGACUGAGCUUGUGGAACCCUUAACUCCGAGUGGCACAGCACCCAACCAAGCACAGCUUCGUAUCCUGAAGGAAACUGAGCUGAAACGAGUCAAGGUUCUUGGCUCUGGAGCCUUUGGAACUGUAUACAAGGGUAUUUGGGUCCCCGAGGGAGAAACCGUAAAGAUUCCUGUGGCCAUUAAGAUCCUUAAUGAGACCACUGGUCCCAAAGCCAAUGUGGAGUUUAUGGAUGAAGCUCUGAUCAUGGCUAGCAUGGACCACCCCCACCUGGUGAGACUUCUGGGUGUCUGCUUGAGCCCGACCAUUCAGCUAGUCACUCAGCUGAUGCCUCAUGGCUGCUUGUUGGAUUAUGUUCAUGAACAUAAGGAUAAUAUUGGCUCCCAGCUUCUGCUAAACUGGUGUGUCCAAAUAGCCAAGGGAAUGAUGUACCUGGAAGAGAGGAGACUUGUGCACCGGGACUUGGCAGCCCGUAACGUCUUGGUGAAAUCACCAAACCACGUGAAGAUCACUGACUUCGGCCUGGCCAGACUUCUGGAAGGAGAUGAGAAGGAAUAUAAUGCUGAUGGAGGGAAGAUGCCAAUUAAGUGGAUGGCUCUGGAGUGUAUACACUACAGGAAAUUUACCCAUCAGAGCGAUGUUUGGAGCUAUGGAGUCACUAUCUGGGAGCUUAUGACCUUCGGUGGAAAGCCAUACGAUGGGAUCCCGACUCGAGAGAUCCCUGACCUCUUGGAGAAGGGAGAGCGCUUGCCUCAGCCUCCAAUCUGCACUAUUGAUGUUUAUAUGGUGAUGGUGAAAUGCUGGAUGAUCGAUGCUGACAGUCGGCCUAAAUUCAAGGAGCUGGCUGCUGAAUUCUCUAGAAUGGCUCGAGACCCUCAAAGGUACCUGGUAAUUCAGGGAGAUGAUCGUAUGAAACUACCAAGCCCAAAUGACAGUAAGUUCUUUCAAAACCUUCUUGAUGAAGAAGACCUGGAAGAUAUGAUGGAUGCUGAAGAGUAUCUUGUUCCUCAAGCCUUCAAUAUCCCUCCUCCCAUCUACACUUCCAGGACAAGAAUUGAUUCCAACAGGAGUGAAAUUGGACACAGCCCUCCUCCUGCCUACACCCCUAUGUCAGGAGUCAUGAUGUCAAAAUUCCCUUGCACACCCCUGCUGACAAGCAAUAUGAACCAGUUUGUGUAUAGAGAUGGCGGCUAUGCUGCAGAGCAAGGAGUGCCGAUGCCAUACAGAGCUCCUGGCUGCAUAAUCCCAGAAGCCCCAGUUGCACAAGGGGCCACAGCAGAGAUCUUUGAAGACAGCUGCUGUAACGGCACACUGCGAAAACAAGUGGCCACCCUGGCAAAAGAGGACAGCAGCACCCAGAGGUACAGCGCUGAUCCCACAGUCUUCAUACCUGAGCGGGUCAUCCGGGGAGAGCUGGAUGAGGAUGGGUACAUGACGCCGAUGCGAGACAAACCUAAAACAGAUUACCUAAACCCAGUGGAAGAGAACCCAUUUGUCUCCCGACGAAAGAAUGGAGAUCUCCAAGCUGUGGACAACCCAGAGUACCACAAUGCUCCAAACGGGCAGCCCAAAGCCGAGGAUGAGUACGUGAAUGAGCCAUUGUACCUCAACACUUUUGCAAACACCUUGGAAAACGCUGAGUACCUGAAGAACAAUUUGCCAGAGAAAGCCAAGAAGGCCUUUGACAACCCAGACUACUGGAAUCACAGCCUGCCCCCACGAAGCACCCUCCAGCACCCGGACUACCUGCAAGAGUACAGCACAAAAUACUUUUACAAACAGAAUGGACGGAUCCGGCCCAUUGUGGCAGAGAAUCCUGAAUACCUCUCUGAGUUCUCCCUGAAGCCUGGCACUGUGCUGCCCCCGCCACCCUACAGACACAGAAAUACAGUGGUGUAGUAACCACGGUCUUACAGAAGUGGAAAGGCAACCCCUUCUAGCUGCCUCACUCUUUCUCUCUCUCCUUUUCUCUUCUCCCCUCCCUACCUCCCUUUCUUUCUCCCAUGAGCUUCCUCUUCUUGCCAGUUCACUCAUUUUUGAUAUUUCCAAGACAAAGGAUGUCUUGGAGUCAUUUGCAAAUUGGGUUGGGAACCUGAAAGGAAGGAAGGAAAGAGACUGAAAGGAGGAGUGUACAACCUGGCGCUUCCCGCAGAUCUGAGGGUCAGACGGCUGGAGAAGCCAGGCGGUACCAGUAAGGGCAGUGGCAGUGUUCCUGCUGUCGAGCUGCUUCUCAGUGAUUCAGCCCAGCCACUGAAGGGAAAGCUGCAGAGAGGCUGUCUCUGUCAGGAGGAACUGAUGAGAGUCUGUACAGCAUUCCUGGAAAUCUCAAUGCAGUUUCCAUUAGGGGGAAAAACGGACAUUUUUUAUAUCCUGUGUGAUAGCAUAGUAAUUGAGAUUGAGAAUCCAGUUUCUUUCUCUAACACUUUCUAUCUCAGCAAACGGAAAUGGCUAACCUGGCUUUUCAUAACCGUUCCGAUCUUCAUCGUGGCUUUCCAAGAAAUGAUGAUGUGACUCUAAUAGCCGGCUAAAACCCUUAUUCUGAGCCACACCAUGAUUUUGUGCCACUUUGGUAACCACAGGGACUCCAGCUCAGAACUGGUGCAUGACAUGACCAUUUUUGUAUAUCUGCCAACAGGACAAAUGUUUUAAAGAGAAAAAUCCUUUCAGAAAGGAGUAACAAGACCCCAUCUCCAACCUGUUCUUCUUGAAGCUAAAAGACAGGCCAAGAAAUCAAGAUUUGUAUGUAAAAAGUUUUGUUUUCCUGCUUAUACCUGCUGAACAUAGGUACGUAAAAAGACCCAAACAAAUUCUUCCCUCUUUUUCUUCUUCGCGAUUGUGACAGGAGUAGGGGAUGCUGUCAGGCAACACUGAGGAUGAGAUGGAGAACUGGAGAGUUCCAUAUGGGUCAUGAAGCCUGCUGGUGUUCUGUGGGGUAGCAGUGGGAAGGGUCCUUCAAACUGGAAGAAAGACACUGGACUGGAGAAAACGCACAUAGCAGUUCACUGGAAAGUUAGUUUGCACUUAAGCUCCGAUUUUAUUUGAACUGUUUUCAGGAUUUUGAAUGAAGCAAUAUGGAAGUGACCAGCAAAAUACAAAAUAAUAAUUUUAAGUCUAAAAAAAAAAAGUAAAUUAUAUGUAAAGGAUGACUGUGGAAAUGCCAAAAUGAAGCAAACCAAGUCUUUGGAACAAUGUCCACCAGUUCUGAGAGGCCAUUGCAUUGACUGCUUCAGAGAAUACAGUGACAGAGCAACCACCUCUUACUGCUGCCACAUGACAGACAGCAAGCCCUGAAAGGGAUCAGCGGAGACCAAUGCCUUGCUCCGGCUUGCAGUACAGCCCAGAAUGCUUUUUUCUAACAGGAUUACUCUUGCACAGAAGAAGCGCAUACGAGAUUUGAGAAGUCAAAACGUGCAUGACUUGCAGAGCCUUCAGUCAAAAAGUGUAAAUAAGUAUAAUUCAGUCUCCUUGCACUUAGAUCUGCUUUCAUCAGCCUCAGUUUUUGGGCAGACACCCUGCACACACACCCUCCUCUGUUUGGAAAUAACUUUCAGCCACAGUCCUGGAUGUUUUUAGCGACAUGAGGCAGAUGGAGCUGGGAAGGGUGCAGAAGGGGCCAGUGAAACUGAUAGCUGGCUCCUGAUGUGCCGAGACCUGUGCGUAAGAGCAUUUGCAUACCUAGUUCCCACUGAAAACCUUAAGGACAUAUUAAGUACCCUUGUAGAUCUGUCUGUGUCUCUAUCCGUUAAGGCUUUUAAAGGGGAAGGAAUAAUACCUGCUGGAGGGAAAUCUUAAGCAAAAAAUACCAGUUGGAGGGCAGUGUUAAAUGAUGCAACAGUAUUUCAGUUUAUGCACGUCAGUACUAUUAAAGUCAAGGUCUUGGGGUAAUCUGGAAACAAAACCAGCAACACGUGGUGGUCUGGAAAUUGUACCAAGUUCCUCCAGAAUCCUGCCAUAUGAAUAGCUUGCCACCUUUAAUCAUAAGGGAGCAGAGGAAGGAGUAAGAGACAUGCACUAUUUACCCAAAUCUUGGUGGCUCGGGGUCAGCUUGAUAAAGGUAUGAAGAGAUUUCAAACCUGGGUUGCUUGGUAGGCUUGGAUGUGGAAAGCAGAUGUGUGUCAUCAGUCAGGGUUCGUUCUGCCAACAACCUGCUUCUGUGCUGCGUGUGUUGAGGCCAGCUCGAGCCAGCUGAGCUGCACUCCAGCUGUGGGGCAGGUGCUAGACCUGUAAAUGCAGUACGAAGCUGGGGAGCCCAAAAACAGCAAGGGCAAGUACGGAGCUUUGAAGCUAUUGGAAGGAGAUGUUGGGCCAGGUGGUACCAAGGUGGUGCGUGGUGGCGGAACGAAGUAACCUGCGGAGCACUGAGGUGGAAUUGAUGGUCCAUGAGCAUCAUGCAUCCCAGAGGCCUUGUCUCCUCCCAACACCCUCCCGUAACCGCUCAUGAUUUGUGAUAAGAGACAGAGGCAGGCACUGGGCAGGGGCUGGGUGGCAGAGAUGUGGCAUGAAGUCCUGCAGACGUCACUCCUGGAAGGUUUGCUGGUAGUGCUCAUGGUGUCAUCUGAAGUACGGCCAAAGGUACGGGAGGUUGGGAAACAAUUGCCAAACUGCUUGGGGACAAGGACCAGCACAAGAGCACAGAUGCCUGGCAGUGCAGCAGCAGCUUAGGUGAUGUAGGUAGGUGGAGUAGAGGGGAGAAGGCAUGGAAAGGUUUGUCCCGGAACAAGGCCUUAUAACAGAGUAACUCCUAAUGGAGAAAAAACCUGGCAGUAAGGUUGUGUCUGAAUUCAAAGAGGGGGAUGCAAAGGCUACUUGGGGAGACGUGCUCACAUCUCCUAAACCUGACAGGAUGGUGCUAGGGUGUAGCUGCUAAUGGAAGGUGAAGGUCUGUUUGUUUCUCGGGUAAUUAAGUAAUACCGGUGUUAGAAUAGUCAAUAUGUAAAUAAUUGUGUUCUUUAACAAUUUAACAUGUCUUAGAAAACUUGAAUUAUUUAUUCAAUUUAAUCGUUGACUGUGGGUAUGAUGUAGUAUAUUAGGUAGUGUGGAAACACAGAGGUUCCUUGAAGAGAGGCUGAGCAGUGCUCGAUGCACCUUGAAUAGCAGAGGGCACACAAGGGAUCAAUGAACACAGCAGUGUGUGAUGAUGGAAAACUCAACCAACUGCAGCUUAACAGAUGGGCAUUCUUUUUCCGAGCUUUUGGUUUGAGUUGCAAUUGCCAAAAAUGUUCCUUACAUUUCCUGCUGCACCUAUAGUUGUCCUUUGUUGCACUGUAUGGACGUGCAUGGUGCUGAGCACCUGGUUAACCAUUUUCUUCCUCCCAGUAAGAAUAACACAGCACAUAAGCGUACACCUGUCCUUUGAAAGGGAAGUUCCUCGGAACUAGUAAGUUUUUGUCCCCUUGCCAAAAAUUGAGUUUAACCAUGGUUAAAGGAAAAACAGCAAAACUAAGAGCAAAACUGGCUUUUUUAAUCUAAUCAGCAAAAAUACCGGCCUGGCCAUAACUCGUGUGUUUGCAUUAGUGGUUAUAGCUGCUAUUUUGGAGCAAGGAAUUCAGACAGAUGUACAUGAAAAAUGAGGGCAAAUAUUCAACUAUUACAGUGUGGAAGAUGAAGUUCAGGCUUUGUAAGGAAUAUUCACAGGUUUGUGGGGGGAAAAAAAGGGGGUAUUUCCACCCACAUACUGCAUUUUGUCAGCACAAAGCAGUAGGUGAGAGCAUGGGCAGAAUUAUUUUCUCCAGCUCUGAUAAAUUCUCUGGUUCUACAAUGGUAUCUAUACACACCACUGUCAGUUUUUAUGGAUUUUAUAAUGCAGACACCUAUUUAUAAAUGUUUUCCUUUUGCUUAUCAUAGCAUGCACAAUGGAAGAGCAGUGAAUAACUUUUCAAGAGCAGAUGCCUGCAUGUGUAUCAGCCUUUGUCCAAGGCACAAAGCACACGUGCUAAAUGAAGGAGAACAACAGCUUAUUUUACCUAAUCUCUUGCAGUGAUACUUGUCUUAGAUGUUACCUACCUAGCUGAGGGCUGUUUCAAGCAGAUGUGGAAGCUGGAUUGAUUUGCUGUAACGUAAUUGACUGAAAUCAACUUCUCCUAAAGUUCCUUUUUCAGUUCUUUUUCAAAUUUUUCUGUACAAUAGCUAAGGAGAUGUGCUUACACAGCCAUUUGCUCAGAUGUAGCAGAGUAUUUACAACUUGUUUUCAAACAGGUCAUCCUUCCCAGGUGGGAAGCAAUGGAAAUAAAUCUGAGUGCUUAUCAGCGGCAGGAGCCACCACAUGCAUCUGUGUCAGGUACCUUAAGCUCAGCCCAGAGAUCUUUCUAUAGAAAAAUAAGGUUGUGUUGACCCUGGUUUUUACCACUUAGUAGAAAAUUCAUUCUUGACUGCGGGAGUUAUGCAGUGAUCUCAUUUCUUGUGUUUCUCUGGGUUAAUGAGGAGAGGUCUUCCCUUCCUGUCCACAGGGCAACUUCUGGUAAGCCCAGAAACUGGGUGUGAGGGGCAGUUGUGUUUAUGUGCUGCAGGGGCCAGGCAGCCUGCACACAUGCAGGCUUAUUUCCAAUCAAGAUUUGGGUGGGAAUUACACAGGAGCAUUCCCCUGCCCUCAGCCACCACCAGGCACAGCCUCGACACAAGGAAAAAUGGCAGCUCUGAAAGACCAGCGUGGCCCCGACUGCUCCAAAACCUGCUGCAACCCAGCUGGAGCCAGGCAGUCCAGGUGGUGGGGAGUGCCAGCUGUGACAUGGGUCUGGACAUAAAGCUUGGGGUGGGUUUUUUGGUGUGUGUGUUCUUGAUUGUCUCUGUCCUUUUUUUUUUUUUUUUUUUUUUUGAGGCUAGAUCUACAUGGGAAACUCAGGUGUUAACAAAGAAUCUGGUAUUGUUUUUCUGAUGGAGUGUCUGUGGAGGUGUCCUGUGUCACGGUGGUGGUGCAAAUGAAGGGCCUUUGUGGGCUCUGUUGGGCUGUGCAGGAGAUGAGGAGGCUUUGGUACAAGUCAGCGCUAGGUUUUCCUGGUCCUGCAAUUCCCAAGGUAUCAAAUUUGGCUGCCUUCAGGAACCUUGUGCACCCUGGGCAGGAAUCUCUCCAGAAACCAACAGCCACUGUGGCACACACAUCUGUCCAUCCACCCUUUUGGUGGCAGGGAAUGGGAAUUAAUGUCACUGCCCAAGGGACUGGCAGCUGGGGCAUCUGCUUCAGAGUAAAGGGGCACUACUCUCCUGGGCUCUGUUUUCCCUUGUUCUGCACAAGUGGAGAAUCAGGUUUUCCACCUUGAUUUCCCAACCAGAUUUCAAAAUUUGGAAGCUCAAGUAGGUGUUCUGCUUUGAAGGCUCUUUAGCAUGAGGGGGACUGGUAGAAAAUAGGUUUUAGCAAGAACCGGAGUCAGGCCUCAGGUUAUCAGUAACCUCUUUGGCUCUUAAACAUCACCUCAUAGGAGACAGCAUUGCCCAGAGUUCUUCUGUAUUUUCUAAAAGAUUUUUUUACAUGCAAUAACAUAAAAAGACUGUUCAUUUCUAGAUCUGUCAGUUGUAAUGUUCCCAUUACCUUGGAUUGUAAACCUCUGCUGCUGACGUAACAGCUCAUCUGUUACACGUCCUAGAUUUGGGUUCAGAUGUUACUUCAGAAAGCCAGGGCUGUGCAUGGGCAGGGCUUGGGGGUCUGCAGGGUUCACGCUUCUUCACGGGACAGGAAGCAGGGUCAUCCACCAGGGCAGCCUCUGCAGCUCGGCUGCUUGGAGCAUGCCCCCACUUCAUUUUUUCUCUUUUGCUAAGUGUUAUGCAAGUAGAAAUAGCCACUGUUUCACAAACCAAGAAUAAAUAACAAAGUUCGACAGUUAGAAGCACCACUUUGAAAUGUGCAAAAAUGACUUGUGUCUGCCCUCAUUUUAUUUUAGCACAAGGUCAUACUCCUACCGUGUUAUGUAUUAGUACUUGAUGAUGCUAGUAGGCCUGGGGAAAGGACUGAAGCUAUGGUUGUCUUCAUUGCCCUGUGGCGUCAGCUGGGAUCAUUGUGUAGGUCUGGGCAAUGCAGAGCAUCUUCUGGGGAAGUUGGUGGGUGUUAAAGCCCACCUGGCGGUGGUGGGACACAGUGGGACUUACCUGAAACGCAGCCAUGUGUCUCUCAUGACUGGUGCCAGGCUGAAGAAAUGGUCCCACCCAAGGCAUCCUCCAGUUAGAGACUGUGCUGAGAAAGAAGGAGGUCUGAGAGGGACAGCUAAGGUUGCUUCCCUAAGGAAGAAGUGAGAGCAGUCAGUGCUAUGGUUUUUUUUUUUUUUUCCCUCUAUUUUCAGAGAGCCCUUUGGACCUUGGUAGAGAGGGGUUUUAAAGAGAGGCUUGUGAGGUGUUAUGCCAUGUGAGUAGUUACGUCCCAGUUCUUCCCCCUCCUCAGUAAAAAAAAAAAAAAAAAAAAAAAAAAAAAAAGCCAUGAAUUGUGCUCUAAGCGCAUCGUGCAUGAAGCCACCAGGGCAGAGGUGCACCUUGCACAGCACCCUCUUGCUGACGGCUCGGGGCGGUUGCUGCAACCAGGGCACGUGCUUUGGCUGUCACCGCAGCGCCAGUGUCCCCAUGCCCUGCCCAGGCUUUGAGCCCUCUUAGGUAUAAAAGCACUGUAUUGUCCAUAGCACUCCGAAGACUAACCCUUUUGGGAUAACCACAGUAAGAAACUGUGAAUGGUAUUUUAUAAGUAAGUGUAGAUAUGUAUGCCGUUCUUUUGAGGUAAGGUACUAUGACAUAUGUAGCAUAAACUGGUACUGUUGUUAAAUGGGUCGAUUAUUAACUGAGCAGCUGUGUAAGGGGUAGCUAACUUUGAAUGCACUACAACCAGUGUUCCUGUGGAGAUGGGGGCUGAAGGUAUUUGCUGGGUAUGUGUCUUCAUGGUGGGGUAUGUUGAGGAGAAAAUGCACAUCAAAGAAAAAAUCACGAUUAUUUAAUUUCGUGUUGGAAAUCGGUGCACAUUCAGUACAUUAUUCACAGUGGUUUUCACCUAUUUUUUUUUUUUUGGCCCAGUUUUUGAAAUUUCCCCAACAUCUUAAGUUGGAAUUUCUAAGAGGUAGCAGCCCUAGUGUAUGGAGGGGAAACUGAGGGGAAAAAGAAGCCUGUUUCUAAAAACAUACUAUCCAACCUAUCCAAAAUACAUUUCUUGACCUUGCAGUCUCAAACUACGUAUUCCUCCUGGUGAGGCUCAAAUUCCCAAGCCUGGAGGACAACAUUGCUGCCCCCUCAAAAUCCAAGGCUGGGCCCGGUCUGGGAGGUGAAGCAGGAAGAGCGCAGAGCUCCUGCAGGGUGGGUGCCCCUCACAGCACCUCCCAGACCAGCCUGCCGGGAGGUAGGCGGGGCAGGGGUGGGGAGGGUUUUUAGGCAAUUCUCCAUGUGUUUAUAGUGCACAGAGGUGUUACACACUAAUACUUCUGCCUUAUGAAGUACCUUCAGAAGAAGAGAAGCAUCAGCAUGUUGGGGAAGACGCUCAUUUCGUGCAGAGUGAUGCAUUCAGAGUUAGCUGCCUUUCUGAAACAAAAAUACAAAAAACUACUGUAUGUUACUUUGAAAAUGUGAAUAGUAUUUUUAUAGCUUGUUAAAGACACAGCUAGUUGCAUUUGUAAAUAAGGAUAAUGUUGCUUUUAUUUUCCUUGUGGACACCAUUAUUUGGAACAUAAUUGUCCUUAGGGUUGAUUUGUAUAUAGGUAAUUUGCUUGUGAUUUAUGCCGCUCCUCCCCUUUUCUUUCUUUCCCUUCCCACCUUCUGGUUUUGAUUAGAAAUACCAUUUUUGGCAUUCUGUGUGAUUCUGUGUUUUAGCACUAUUGUGGUGUGUUCAGACUUUCUGCACUUGCUUACACAGUAGGGUAUGCCAAUUGUGUGUGGCGUAACGUUACUUUAACCUUUUGUUUCUCAUAUUUUAGCUAUUGAGGAUUACGCACUGUUAAAAUACUUACUGACCUGGGUUAAUAUUAGGUACAUAUUUUAGCAUAAUUUCCCUUCUUUUCAUGGUUUCUUGUUUUUUCUUUUUUUUCCCCUUCCCUCCCCUUUUGUCUUGUUUGGAGGCUGGGGAGAAGCCUGAGGAUCUUCUCUUUGUGUGGUUAUACUUUUUCCCCCAUGUGCAGUCCCAAGUUUUUCCUCAUGGUCCUUGGGGUAGAGCUUUAUCUGUUUGUUAAGGCAAAUGUAGACUGCCACCCACCUUGCAUCAACCCACGCUCAUCCCAGCUGAACAAUUUGAAAACUGUUCUGCCUUUUUGUUACAUGAAUCUGUCAGAAAUAUAUUUUUAAUUUAAUAUAAAUGAAAUUCAAUAAAAUAUGAAACAAAA
This is a messenger RNA of Oxyura jamaicensis (ruddy duck), 12433 nucleotides long. RefSeq names its product erb-b2 receptor tyrosine kinase 4 (gene ERBB4). The transcript has 29 exons. Gene Ontology annotation, biological process: protein phosphorylation; multicellular organism development; positive regulation of kinase activity. The record is from RefSeq and is a predicted model, not a curated record. NCBI's taxonomy places the organism in Eukaryota, Metazoa, Chordata, Aves, Anseriformes, Anatidae. Gene Ontology annotation, molecular function: transmembrane receptor protein tyrosine kinase activity; ATP binding; epidermal growth factor receptor binding. The coding region runs from base 84 to 4058 and encodes 1324 amino acids. Gene Ontology annotation, cellular component: signaling receptor complex; basal plasma membrane.